Molecule: messenger RNA, 1065 nt
Organism: Halichondria panicea
Lineage: Eukaryota; Metazoa; Porifera; Demospongiae; Suberitida; Halichondriidae
Exons: 1
Coding region: 1-1065 (354 amino acids)
Biological process (GO): lipid metabolic process
Molecular function (GO): phosphoric diester hydrolase activity
Source: RefSeq, a predicted model, not a curated record
AUGGCGUGCAACAACCUUUCCGAGCUUUGUGAGCUGAGAUUCAACCAAGUCAGCUUUGUUGGUACUCAUAAUUCUGGGUCUGGCUUUGAUGGUCGUCUACGAAGAUGUGACGGUGAAAUGGUAGGUAGUUGCAUAUGGCGGAACCAAGACCUGAACAUUACUGCACAAUUGAACUUGGGAGUUCGAUUCCUUGAAAUUGAUUUAUGUCUGUUACAAGAAGACUGUAAUUCUACUGUAUACGGUGAUACAGGAAACUCGUCUCUAUUCACAUGCUAUGCAAGGCACAAUGUCUUUUCAUAUGCCGGUCCUGUUGUAAGACUUUUCCAGCAAGUAAACGACUGGAUGAUUUGCAACCCACAAGAAGUAAUUGGACUUUACUUUCCAAAUGAAGCUCCUGAUGGACAAAAAACAGAGAUUAUCUCGGAGCUAAAAAUUAUUCUUGAAAGAAUGUGGUUUCAUAGUAACAAAAACACGUCUGGUGACUCGUCGGUGUACAUGAGUACACACUAUAACACUCAAGGAGAGUGGCCAACCCUUUCUCAAGCAAUAUCGUCAAAUGAACGAAUUUUUGUUUUUAUAGAUUCCAACUUGACGAGUGGUGAACAUACAUCAGGCAUGCUCUGGAAUCAUCCCUCCAUUUUCUCAACUUACAUGAAACCUAAUCAAGAUAAUAAUGAAUGUAAAGAUCGUCUUCUCGACUUGGCUGAUCGUUGCAAUGCAACUGAAGAUAUUUUGAUAGAAGCUGGAGUUACUCUUGGUAUUUGCAUUUUCACAGGUCAGGAUAACUGUAAUGUUAUUCUUCCAAAUGCCACAUUGAAAUGCUACAACCGACGAAUUGGGAAAACAGUUAAUGUUGUCGCAGUUGACUUUCCUGAACUAGGCACUUCAACUGUUUUUGAUGUUGUGGCUUUGCUGAACCAAAACAACAUUGAUAUGUACGGAUCCUCACCAGUAACUGCUACAACUUCUUUAGAAACAAUGACUUCCUCUGCUGCUUUCAACAUAUUAUCGUUUGGAUUGAUGAGCAUUAUCUGUUUAGUGUUUGGUUUUCUUUUCUAUUUGUAA